Messenger RNA from Theobroma umbraticum, 2806 nucleotides. RefSeq names its product protein CHUP1, chloroplastic-like. Gene Ontology annotation, biological process: protein localization to cortical microtubule cytoskeleton. Gene Ontology annotation, cellular component: cortical microtubule. NCBI's taxonomy places the organism in Eukaryota, Viridiplantae, Streptophyta, Magnoliopsida, Malvales, Malvaceae. The record is from RefSeq and is a predicted model, not a curated record.
AGCUCUGGCUUUGAUGACAGAAUCUAUCAGUCUAUUUCUAGUUCAAGAAGAAUCCCAGGCCAGCUCCACUCUCACACUUCAAAUUUCAAAUCCUCACUUUCCCUUUUUUGUUAGAUUCAUAGCUAAUACUUACAAAGUUUUAGAACUUGACAAAGGGUUCCAAUUUGUUUUUUUUUUUUUGGGUUCUUUUUCCCUGAGAAAAAGGCAAAUGCUUUUGGCUUGAAGAUUGUUGGAACUUCCUUUCCUUGUUUUCUACACGAUGAGAGAAGAAAACCCAUCAGAGAACAGAGCCAAAGCUUCAAAAUUUGCAGAUCAAAAUCAAGCACCAAGGUCUCAUAACACGAAAACUACUAUCCAUCAAUCGAAACCCAAGUCUUCAUGGGGUUCACACAUUGUGAAGGGCUUCACAGCUGACAAGAAAACAAAGGUUCAAACCAUCACGGUCCCAACCAGGAAAGAGACUAUAUCAAAUUCUGAUGCGGGAAACCAAAAGAACCCAUCUUUGGCUUCUCAUUCUAGAGUUAAAAGGUCACUCAUUAGUGAUUUAGCUUGCUCGGUUAAUGCAAACCAAGUUCACCCUCAAGUGUACCAAACUCACCGGAGACAGUCCUCGGGUUCUCGUGAUUUGUUCAUUGAAUUAGACCAUGCUAGGAGCCUUCUUCAGGAAUCGAAAGGAAGGGAGCUUAAGCUGCAAGCUGAGCUUGCAGAAUGGAAAACAAAUGCUAAAGUUUUGGAUCUUGAAAGGCAGCUGGAAAGAAGGAACAGUGAGGUAGAUGAUCUUUCACACAGAGUUGGGCUGUUGGAGUCUGAGAAGACCAGCUUAUAUGAGCAAGUGGCAACUUUGAGUUCCAUUUUGGAAAGCAAUGAGGACAAUUUGGAAAUUUCAAAGGAACCACAAUCAAUUAGGAAUCUUGAAAUGGAAGUUGUGGAGUUGAGGAGGUUGAACAAGGAGUUACAGCUGCAAAAGAGGAACCUUGCUUGCAAGCUUUCUUCUUUGGAGUCCCAGUUGGCUUCUCUUGCCAAAGCUAAUGAGAGUGAUGUUGUUGCAAAAAUUAAAGCUGAGGCGUCAACGUUAAGACACAUCAAUGAGAACCUGAGUAAACAAGUAGAAGGUCUACAAAUGAGCCGCUUGAAUGAGGUUGAGGAGCUUGCAUACUUGAGGUGGGUUAAUUCGUGCUUACGGGAUGAAUUACGAAAUUCAUGCUCAACAAUGAAUUUUGAUAAAACAUUUAGUCCAGUUCAAAGCAAGGGUGAAUAUGUUGACACACCAAACUCUUUAAGCAGUAAGAGCUCAGAAUACAGUAGUGUAAUGAGAUUAAGUUUAAUUAAAAAGCUUAAAAAAUGGCCUAUGACUAGCCAGGAUUUUUCAAGUACAGAAUGUUUAGCUAAUCUUGUGGAUAAGGAUUGGACGCAUUUAGAGGAGGGGAGAAGUCCUGGAAGAAGACAUUCUAUAAGUGGAUUGAAAUGUUAUGUAGAAGAGUUAAUACCAAAUAAGAGAAGGCAAUCUGAUGGUUUUACGUGUACAAAAGAAGUGGAAAAGGAAGCAGAGCCACUGAGUUCUCAAAAGUAUGGUUCAGUUCAAAGAAUGCAGUUCUUUGGAAAUUGCCAAGAGACUAAUAAGCCUGCAGCUUCCUUAGAUGUUGAGAAAAGGGCUUUGCGAAUUCCAAAUCCUCCUCCCAGACCUUCCUGUUCAAUUUCAAAUGGACCUAAAGAGGAAAGUUCUACACAAAUUCCACCUCCUCCACCACCACCACCUCCUCCCCCUCCAAAGUUUUCAGUGAGAAAUGGUGCAGGACUCGUGCAGCGAGCCCCACAAGUAGUUGAGUUUUAUCAUUCACUCAUGAAGAGGGAUUCUCGAAAGGAUUCUACAAAUGGAGGAAUAUGUGAUGUGCCAGAUGUUGCAAAUGUCCGUAGCAGCAUGAUCGGUGAAAUUGAGAACAGAUCAUCACAUUUGCUUGCUAUAAAGGCAGAUGUCGAAACUCAAGGAGAAUUUGUGAAUUCAUUGAUAAGAGAAGUCAAUAAUGCUGUUUAUCAGAACAUUGAAGAUGUAGUGGCAUUUGUGAAGUGGCUUGAUGAUGAACUUUGCUAUCUGGUUGAUGAAAGGGCGGUCUUAAAGCACUUUGCCUGGCCAGAGAAAAAAGCUGACACAUUGCGAGAAGCAGCAUUUGGGUAUCGAGAUCUCAAGAAAUUGGAGUCUGAGGUCUUAUACUACAAGGAUGAUUCCAGAAUGCCUUGUGAUAUUGCCUUAAAGAAAAUGGUUGCUUUGUCUGAGAAGAUGGAGCGCACUGUUUAUAACCUCCUCCGUACAAGAGAGUCAUUGAUGCGUAACUGCAAGGAAUUCCAAAUUCCCACAGACUGGAUGCUUGACAAUGGGAUUUUAAGCAAGAUUAAGCUUGGAUCAGUAAAAUUGGCAAAGAAGUACAUGAAAAGGGUAGCCAUGGAACUGCAGUUGAAGGCAACUCUGGAAAAGGAUCCUUCAAUGGACUAUAUGCUCCUUCAAGGAGUGAGAUUUGCUUUCAGAAUACAUCAGUUUGCAGGAGGCUUUGAUUCUGAAACAAUGCAUGCAUUCGAGGAACUCCGAAACCUGGCCAACCUCCUUAACAAGAAGUAAAACGGAGAUACACUUUUUUUUUGUUCUUUCUUUGGGGCAGGGCAUGGAGGUUGUUGUUGGAACUAUCUUUUUGCUUACCAUCUCAGUAAGCUUAAGCAGAAAGGAAGAGUUUUGUGUGUGGAAAUGGAAGAGUUUUGAUUUGAGUUUAUGCUCAUUUUGAAGAGACUACGUGUGAAAUGCACUAUGCUUGGUCAA